Molecule: messenger RNA, 618 nt
Organism: Quercus lobata
Lineage: Eukaryota; Viridiplantae; Streptophyta; Magnoliopsida; Fagales; Fagaceae
Exons: 2
Coding region: 1-618 (205 amino acids)
Molecular function (GO): nucleic acid binding; RNA-DNA hybrid ribonuclease activity
Source: RefSeq, a predicted model, not a curated record
AUGGACUUUCAAUUGGUUGAAAGAUUUGCAAUGAUUGCCUGGUGUAUUUGGUUCAAAAGAAAUUCGUCUCGGAUUGGUUCACCAUCACUGCCCUUUUCUCAGAUUCACUCGGAUGCCAUUGAACGGCUUCAGGAGUUCCAACAAGUCCAAGAUAUGCCCCUGGUUCCAUUCCAGCCUCCAACUCCAAAGCAAUCUGCUGCGGGGUUGGGGGUAGUGCUCAGGGACCAUGAAGGCAAAGUUAUUGGAGCUCUCUCCGAACGUAUUGCCUUACCUCCAUCUGUUGAAGACGUGGAGGCUCUAGCUUGUAGGAGGGCGAUCUUGUUUGCGAUGGAACUUAAUCUUCAGACAGUGAUAUUUAAAGGUGAUUCUGAAAUAAUAUCAAACUCUCUCAACUCAAGCGAAGCGUGCUUAGCCCCCUUUGGCCACCUGAUUGAAGAUGCUCGGCACCUGGCUUCUGGGUUUCAAGCUGUUGUCUUCGCUCAUGUAAGACGAAAAGGGAACGGGGUAGCUGAUAAAUUGGCUAAGUUAGCCAGACAGUCCCAUUCCCCCCAGAUUUGGUUUGGCGACAUCCAUAGUGAUGCCCAUAAUCUUGUAAUGUUCGAUAGUCUUUUCUGUUGA